Messenger RNA from Penicillium griseofulvum, 1416 nucleotides. RefSeq names its product protein kinase domain-containing protein. Gene Ontology annotation, biological process: protein phosphorylation. The transcript is spliced from 2 exons. The record is from RefSeq and is a predicted model, not a curated record. The coding region runs from base 1 to 1416 and encodes 471 amino acids. Gene Ontology annotation, molecular function: protein kinase activity; ATP binding. NCBI's taxonomy places the organism in Eukaryota, Fungi, Ascomycota, Eurotiomycetes, Eurotiales, Aspergillaceae.
AUGACUGAUAUGGUUAUAUUAAAUGUCAUGUCUCCUCCAUGGCUAAGUCAUGCUUCUGUAAAUGCAACUGUAAAUGCAAUGGCUCACGAACACAGCUCACUAUGGUGGCCCGAGGAGCGCAUCAAAUCAACCCUUAAUGAAAAAUACAUCCACAGUCGUCUACGACCAGAAAAUAUCCCCCGUCUCUUCGAAUUACCAGACUGGGGCGAAGGACUGACAAGCGGUACAUACAUAGAAUGGAUCCUCACCAAAGCCAGCCGCGUCUUUAUGAUCCUCGACGCUAUCGGCAUUCCCGAUCGAAUCUUCGCCCUGGUCGAUGAAUCAUGCGACGAUGACGAUCUACCCGUCGCCCAACAUAGUGUCGAUCUACUCCACCUAUCCCCGGACGGAGAAGACCUCGCCCUCGAAACGAGCUUCUUCCAUGCCCAAUGGCGCUUCCUAGUCCGUGGUAUAGCAGAGGGAGACCAUGUCGUCUAUACCGAGAACGAAGGCGUUCCAGUCGAAGCCGUUCGCACAAACACCAGCGGAAUACACGGACGCGAUGACACCGUAGAUAGGGUUAUCCUCGCCAGCUCAGUCUGUCGCGUCUACAUGCGAACCCAAGUGCAAGUCGGCGGCGCGCCGUAUUUCUUCUCGGCGGACGAAGUCCUCACUGAAAUCCGCAAUCUAAAAUCAUUAUCCCAUGAACAUAUCGUCUCCGUCUACGCCUCGUAUCUGAAAGACGACAGCGUCUCGGUACUUUUCACAGGCGCCACCGCAGAUCGAAGCCUCCACAGCUUCCUGACAGACGAGCCGGUAUCUUUCAAACGAGACAAAGAUAAACGUCGUCAGAUCUUGAUCACAUGGCCACACUGUCUUGCAUCGGCGCUCUGCUGGCUACACGCACGCGGACAUUCCCACGGCGCAAUCCGUCCAUCUAACAUCUUCAUCGAUGCAAACUUCCAUAUCUAUCUCGGUCAAUUCCAAGCACUAGACUCCCUCCUACCCCUACCACAUGUCAACGACCUCGAGACAUAUAAUUACUCUGCGCCGGAGCGCUGGAUAUCCACAGCGCCGGUUAUCCAGAAGCAACAACCAAAGAACCUCAACCCGAACCAAAGGUCUACCAAAUUCACCAUCGCAUUUCUCUCUCGCUUUCUCAUCCUCUUCAUCCUCAGCAACAUCCUCAGCAUCUUCAAUCCAUACAGAACCAACACCAAGAAAACACCGUCUCACAUCUUUCUGGUCGCGAACGAAACCCCCAAGACCACCAUCGAUAAUCUCUACAUCUUCCUCAUCAACGCAAUCCACAAUCCCUCCUACAUCCAACCCCCACAACUCCCCGAAAUCCAUACCAAUCCCCUUGAAUCCAAAUGCCCCAGCAGAUAUAUUCUCCCUCGCAGCAAUAACAUUGGACAUCCUGACAACCCUCCAUAA